AUUCGGUGAAGGGGCGGAGAGAACCGAAGGGGCUCCCCUUCAUUUUCUUGACUUGUUGUGAUCAGCUUCCUAUUUGCUUCUCUUCUUGGGCUUACCUCCGCUUAGCGAUCCCUCUGACCCUGAUCGUGUUUCUUGAUCUUUGACCCGUUCUUCAUCUCUCCCUCUCUCUCUCUCUCUCUUUCUGUGGACACGGCUCAAGCCGAACCAUUUCAAUUCUCGGACGUGUUUGCUGCUUCGAGUAUAAAUAUCUGAUAGCCUGUCCCAGGAGGAACUUGCGCGGCCAUGGAUAGGAAAAGCAGCAGCAGUCCAUGGCUGUUCACACUCCCAAGCUUCUUGCUCUGCUUCUUAUCUCUCUGCACCACCCACCUCUGUAUUGGCUCCGACACCGACACCAUCUCCGCUAACCGGUCCAUCUCCGGCAACCAAACCUUAGUCUCCUCCGGCGGCAACUUCACGCUCGGCUUCUUCACACCGGGUAACUCCACGUACUCCUACAUAGGCAUCUGGUACAACAAAGUCAGAGUGCCAACCAUCGUCUGGGUCGCCAACAGAGACAACCCCAUCACCGACAGGUACUCCACUGAACUGAAGAUCUCGGGUGGCAAUCUUGUUAUGGUCAACGACUCCCGAGUCCCCGCUUGGUCCACGAAUCUGAGUACUUCAUCUGGGUCGAGCUCCACGGUGGCGGUUCUUGGGGACGACGGCAACUUCGCUCUCAAGGACGGGCCGAAUUCUUCCGUGACUCUGUGGCAGAGCUUCGAUCACCCGACGCACACGUGGCUUCCUGGUGCGAAAUUAGGGAUCGACAAGCGCACGAACACGAGUCAGCUCUUGACAUCAUGGAAGAACGCCGAGGACCCCUCGCCAGGUUUGUUCUCUCUCCAGCUCCAGCCAUCCAGUGAGUACUACAUAUGGUGGAAUAGGUCUCAGCAUUACUGGACCAGUGGGACGUGGGACAAUCAGUCGAAAGUUUUCUCUUUGGUCGCUGAAAUGAGAUCAAGGUUUGUGAUGGAUAUUUACUAUUUCGAAUAUGUGGACAAUGAUAACGAGAGCUAUUUCACCUAUUCAGUGUACCCCACCUUCAACACCAUAACAAGGUUUGUGAUGGAUCUUUCUGGGCAGAUCAAGCAGGAGUCCUGGUUGCCUUCUAACCAGGCGUGGAACUUGUUCUGGUCUCAGCCUCGGCAACAAUGCGAGGUGCAUAGACUUUGUGGGCCUUUCAGUGUUUGCAGCGAGAGUACCAACAAUUGCUGCACCUGCUUGCCGAGGUUUAGCAUCAGCUCUCCGAGGGAUUGGAAUCUGAGGGAUUGGUCUAGCUGUUGCAAGAGGAAUUUGGACUUGAAUUGUGCGGCAACUGCUUCGAAUGCGGAGAAAGACCGUUUCUUGCCAAUGUCUAACAUGAAAUUGCCAGAUAAUUCCCAAUCUUCAGAUGUUGGGAGCGAUAAGGAAUGCCAAGCUGCUUGUUUGGACAAUUGCUCUUGCACCGCUUAUGCUUUCGAGGAUAAUGCCUGCUCAAUUUGGAUUGGGGAUCUCUUCAAUGCGCAACAGCUCACACAAGGUGAUACCACUGCAAAAAGCUUCUAUCUCCGGCUUGCUGCAUCAGACGUUGAGGAUCCAAGCAAGAAGCGCAACAUAACUGCGAUAGUUGCAGGGUCUGUUAGCGCCGCGGUAGCGAUAUUAGCCAUUGUCUUGUUUGGCGUUUGGAGAUGGAGGAGAAGGGCAACUGUGACAACAAAGACAGUGGAGGGUUCACUGAUAGCCUUUGCAUACCGGGACUUGCAAGUAGCAACAAAGAAUUUCUCAGAGAAGUUGGGUGGGGGCGGGUUUGGUUCAGUUUUCAAAGGAACAUUACCUGAUUCAAGUCACAUAGCAGUCAAGAAGCUUGAGAGCAUAAGCCAAGGAGAGAAGCAAUUCCGAACAGAAGUAAGCACAAUCGGCACCAUCCAGCAUGUGAAUCUUGUCAGGCUUCGUGGGUUCUGCUCUGAAGGUGACAAAAGGCUGUUGGUCUAUGAUUUCAUGCCAAAUGGUUCCUUAGAAUAUCAUCUCUUUCAUGCCAAGGACUCAAAGACCUUGGAUUGGAAAACGAGGUACCAAAUUGCUUUGGGAACGGCUCGAGGUCUGGCUUAUCUCCAUGAGAAGUGUAGAGACUGCAUCAUACAUUGCGACAUCAAGCUAGAGAACAUCCUUCUAGAUUCUGAAUACUGUCCAAAAGUGGCAGAUUUUGGCCUGGCAAAGCUUGUUGGCCGAGAUUUCAGCAGGGUCUUGACGACCAUGAGAGGCACAAGAGGGUAUCUUGCGCCGGAGUGGAUCUCCGGAGUGGCCAUAACAGCAAAAGCUGAUGUUUAUAGCUAUGGAAUGAUGCUCUUUGAAUUUGUGUCAGGAAGGAGGAACUCGGAGCAAUCAGAAAAUGGGGCCAUCAAGUUCUUCCCAACAUGGGCUGCUAGUAAGAUAACCGAAGGAGGCGACCUGCUUGAUCUUUUGGACCCAAACUUGGAGACAAACGCUGAUCCUGAAGAGCUAUUGAGGAUUUGCAGAGUCGCUUGUUGGUGUGUCCAAGAUGAGGAAACUUGCAGGCCAUCGAUGGGGCAGGUUGUUCAAAUACUCGAGGGGGUGUUGGAUGUGAACCUGCCCCAGAUACCGAGAGCCCUUCAACUAUUUCUUGAUAAUCAGGAGCAUGUAGUUUUCUUCACAGAGUCAUCAUCGUCUAACCAGAGUUCCCAGACGAAGAGUCAUACCUCAACUGCUUCCUUGCAGAAACAAAAUAGUUCAUCUUCAACAAAGUCCGAGUCUUGAGGAAUAUAAGACAAAUGCUUUGGACAAGUAGUGCUUCAGUUAGGUAAUGCAUAUCCUCUUCUGCUUUUUCUGUAGUCAAGAAAGAAUCUCAGCAUUUGGGGAUUGGCUUUCUUGGGGCUUUUUCCCCUAGCUAUUUUUGUUACAUAUAGAUACAAGCAAGCUUGGAUCAUGUGCCAUGCCAGGCCAGACCAGUUGUAAGGACCCUUAAGUCUUAAUAAUGAUCUUUUCUCUGCUUUUUGAGAUCCAAGGCGAUAUUGUUAAUUAGCAUCGAAAACUGUCAUCUCCACUUUCUGACAUUGGGAUCUACGUAUUGGUAUAUCCUAGCUUGGAUUUCAGCUGGUGUCUCGCAUGGUUCUCAAAUCUGCCCUCAUUGCAUGCGUAGCGGGCUUUGAUGCUUGGCAUUUCUCAGUAUAAACUCCUCUUUCUACUUGCUUUUUGCUUUGUUUAUAUAGUGAGUCAUGGUACGAAAACCGCCCUUAAAACUAUGACUUGCUAGGACUGGGAUUUAUGUCAUGAUAAUUUCCAGCCAAUGUAUGUAUUACCAGCAGAUCCUUUUGUUGGAGCUGUAGGAUGUUAAUGCCCGCCCUGUUGUUUGCAUGGCAUUUACAUCUCUUCUAAAGUCAAA
Molecule: messenger RNA, 3418 nt
Organism: Syzygium oleosum
Lineage: Eukaryota; Viridiplantae; Streptophyta; Magnoliopsida; Myrtales; Myrtaceae
Product: G-type lectin S-receptor-like serine/threonine-protein kinase At2g19130
Exons: 2
Coding region: 283-2793 (836 amino acids)
Biological process (GO): protein phosphorylation; recognition of pollen
Molecular function (GO): ATP binding; protein serine/threonine kinase activity
Source: RefSeq, a predicted model, not a curated record